AUGAUUAUUGGAGAGAGUGAUCUUUAUCAAUUGAUACAAUCAAUAAAUAAGAGAUCGAUGUUUAAAACUAAGUUUGAUCUUGAAUUUAUUGAUGUAUGUCUUAAGGAUGUGCCAUUUUUUCAUGAUUUACGAAAAUAAGUAGGAGAAACACAAUAUUAAUAAAUAUUGAGAGAACUUUAAUAUGAAUGCCAUAUACCUUACGAACCUUAGGUUAACAUAGGUGAUAUGAGCACAAAGUUUUACUUUAUUUUGAGUGGGAAAUUUUUGGUGUUGACUAGAAGUUAUAUUACUUAUCAGGAUAUUGUGAUGAAUUCAGAACUGUAAGGAAUACAUAUAACUAUAUGGUAGAUAAAAAGUGCUGACUCAGAGAUUCUCGGAUUUGACUCCUUAAGGUUAUCUGUACCCAGGGUAGCACUUUGGAGAAUAAGUGAUGAUGUUUGAUCAAUCUCACACUCAAACAAUACUGCCUUUAGAGAAGUCUCAUCUAAUAGUGAUAAAGAGGGAUGUUUAUCGAAGAAUUAAAGGUAAUAGGGAAUAUAGAUUGUAGAUAUCGAAUCUCGAAAGUAAGAUGCAGAGAAAUUUGCAUUGUUAUCAACAGUUCCUAUGUUUAGCAAAUGGUCGGCUAAGACAUUGAGACAAUUGCUUUGUGAUAUCAGUGAAAUCAACUUCAUCCCGAAUUAACUAAUAUAUCAAUAGGGAGAUCCAGUUGAUGCAGUCUAUAUCAUUGUGGAUGGAGAAGUGCAGUUGUUCAGAUAGUACAAUAAGAACAUUCAUCCGAUCUCAAUUUUGGGGUGCAAGGAGUGCUUUGGAGAUGAUGAAAUCCUAAGCCAAUUUAGAAGUCAUAGUGCUAAAUCAAUAAACUGUGUUCGGCUCUAUAAAAUAUUUAGAAAUAAAUUUUUGGAUCACAUUCCUAUUCAUUGUGAAGGGAACAGUCUUUCAAAUCACUAAAGCUUUGCAAACUAAUCGACAAUUUUAAAUCGUCCAUUUAUCUCAAACAACCAAACUCAAAACAAAUUCUCUCUUUAUUAGGCUCAAAAUGAAGAAUUACGAGUCUAUAGAUCUGAGUCGUUGAAAUAGUUCAAUUCACCUGCAAAAGUAUGGUAAAAGGUAAUGAAUAAGAAAAAAGAAAAGAGCAGAACGCAUUAAACUAUUUCAUCGACUCAGUAGGUCCAUGAUUUGUUAAGGAGGAAUUACAGACAUUCAGACGAGUCAUUAUAAGUGCAAAAAGUGUACAAUAGUCAAUCUCCCAAAGUCAAAUUUGCCAAUACUCCUACCCACAUAGAUGAGAUUGCAAAUGAGGGCAAAUACAGAAUACAUGCUAAUGGCAAAUUUGAUAAAACCAAUUAUCUCAUGGGCUAAAUAAAAUUGAGAUCGAUUACGCAAUCAGUUUGGAAAAAAUAACUUGAUAAAAUUAAAUGA
Molecule: messenger RNA, 1419 nt
Organism: Paramecium octaurelia
Lineage: Eukaryota; Ciliophora; Oligohymenophorea; Peniculida; Parameciidae
Source: the annotation of a GenBank genome assembly